This is a messenger RNA of Salarias fasciatus (jewelled blenny), 2242 nucleotides long. Its product is annotated as DNA-directed RNA polymerase III subunit RPC4. The coding region runs from base 935 to 2029 and encodes 364 amino acids. The transcript has 7 exons. Gene Ontology annotation, cellular component: RNA polymerase III complex. Gene Ontology annotation, molecular function: DNA binding. Gene Ontology annotation, biological process: tRNA transcription by RNA polymerase III. The record is from RefSeq and is a predicted model, not a curated record. NCBI's taxonomy places the organism in Eukaryota, Metazoa, Chordata, Actinopteri, Blenniiformes, Blenniidae.
CCUGGGUACUGCUAGCGAGCAGCAACAACAAAGCACCGCGCAGAGGGAAUAAAAACCUUAAAAACUGGAUUAUUAACGAGUUUAUUCGCAGGGUUAACUUUAUUCUGGGCAUUUUAAACCUUCUGGAACCCGCCAACGCACAUGGUCAGGACGCUGCUGGAUCCUGACCGAGAAGGCGUCUCAACUUAGCGGUUAGCUUCUGGAGGAGCACAGACCCGGAACCAGCCGCUGCAGCGGGGCUUCCUGAGGUCUGAGCCCGGCCUGGGAGCCGCUCCAGCGGGGCUUCCUGAGGUCUGAGCCCGGCCUGAGAGCCGCUCCAGCGGGGCUUCCUGAGGUCUGAGCCCGGCCUGGGAGCCGCUCCAGCGGGGCUUCCUGAGGACCUAGCCCGGCCUGAGAGCCGCUCCAGCGGGGCUUCUGCAGGACUGAGCCCGGCCUGAGAGCCGCUGCAGCGGGGCUUCCUGAGGUCUGAGCCCGGCCUGGGAGCCGCUCCAGCGGGGCUUCCUGAGGACCUAGCCCGGCCUGAGAGCCGCUCCAGCGGGGCUUCUGCAGGACUGAGCCCGGCCUGAGAGCCGCUCCAGCGGGGCUUCUGCAGGACUGAGCCCGGCCUGAGAGCCGCUGCAGCGGGGCUUCCUGAGGUCUGAGCCCGGCCUGGGAGCCGCUCCAGCGGGGCUUCCUGAGGACCUAGUCCGGCCUGGGAGCCGCUGCAGCGGGGAUCAGUGGUCCUGGUCCGGGGUGUGUGGAGCCCGCAGGCUGGAGAUGGGGCUGUUCCUCUGCGGCGGAGCGGCUCUGAAGAGGCUCUCUGGGUCUGGAUCCUGCGGGGUUUGAAGGGAUGAAGAAUGAGGAGAGUCUUCAUUCCCAGGAAGCUCUUUAGAACCAGACCCCUUGAAGAACAGGACCGUUUGACCCCCCCUGCGCAGGACCAGCCCGGCCUGGCAUGACUGAACCGGGAGCAGCAGCCGGGGUCCCGGGCCCCUCUGGCCUCCCAGGCCGGGUCAGGACCCUGUGCUCGCCCCCUCCUCCCGGGAGGCUGAGUUCUCUGAGGACCAGGGACCUGACUCUGGGGGGGGGCUUCAAAAAGACCAAGAAAACGUUUGAGCCCAACGUCCACGCUGUGAGGAGGACUAAAGACGAUGUGUCCAGGUCGAAGGAGGACGUCCAGGCGGCCCCGAGGAAGGACCGGAGAGAGAGGGACGAGCGGCGGAGGGAGGGCCGAGGCCGGAGGAAGGACAGGCCUCAGACCAUCCAGUCCCACUCCAUCUUUGAACAGGGUCCCGCGGACUCUGGACGUAGAGCAGGCUGGCGAGCCGCUCCAGACCCGCAGGGCUCCGGGUCGUCCCCCGUCUGCAGGACCAUGAAGAAGGAACGGCGAGAGGCAGAGGACGACGAGGACGAAGACCAGAUCCUCAGUAAGCUGCAGAGAGACGAUUUCAUCGACGACCCGGGUCUGAAGAAUGACGACAAGCUGAAACCCGUCCAGUUACCCCUGAGCCAGAGCCCCCCACCUGCUGGAGGCCGGUGCGGCUCUGCCCGGAGCGGGGCGGAGAAGCCCUCCAUAGCGGAGCUGCUGCGGGGGCUCCGCCUGUCGGGGGGGGAGGAGCUCUUCUUCAUGCAGCUGCCGGACUGCAUGCCGGGCCGGGCGCCGGCGCCGCGGCCCGGACCCGGGCCCGGUCCAGAGAGACCGGCCAAGAGGGAGGCCCGGUCUGAGGAGCGCAGGACUGCAGCGGUCCCGGCUCCAGUCAGUACACACACACACACACACACACACACACACACACACACACACACACACACACACACACACACACACACACACACACACACACACACACACACACACACACACACACACACACACACAUUAGAUUAUUGCAGGAAGUGGCUCACCAACAGUUACUGUUGGUUGUUUAGCAAUUUGAAGGCUGUUGGCUGGAAUUGUUUUUCACAGUGGUUCAGUCUGGUUCUGGUUCUGGUUCUGGUUCUGAGGAACCUGAAUCUAUCCAGACGAUUGGAGCUAGACCUCGUGGUGUGAAGUUUGAGUCGGAUCACACACAGUUUUCUGUUUUGGUGAUGGACUGCUCAUAAAGCGUCCAGAGGGAAGGAUGGGUCCUGAGGGCAGUCCACCACAGACCGGACCGGCAGUCCACCACAGACCAGACCGGACCAGCAAUCCACCACAGACCAGACCGGACCAGCAAUCCACCACAGACCAGACCGGACCAGCAAUCCACCACAGACCAGACCG